UCGGGAAGGGCGUACAUGGCGCUCGACCACUAGGCGUGCUCGAGGCGCGCUCGAAACCGAGCGCAGCAUGGGGCCGAAUUCGACGAACGCUGCGCACGUGGUGAGUGCCGUGGGGAUGACUCAUGGAGGCGCGCCCGUGGCUGGAUGCCUUUACAGCCAUCCAGGAGCUCCGCCGCGGCCGCGCCCAGUUCCGCGCCUAUGACUUCAACGCGCUCGCCCUUCCCAGCCGAAGUCCCGGCUGGCGCGAGUCUCUGCAAGUCUUGAAGGUGCUCGAGGGCAUUCAAGUGCACCCUGACAAGGCGACCUUGCACAGCUCCAUCCGGAGCUGCCGCAGCCGCUGGCGCCGGGGCCUGGAGGUCUUCGCCAAGCUGCGAAGGAAGGGCUUGGUGCCAACACUCAUCGGCUGCAACAGCAUGAUCAGUACCUGGGCGCAGGAGCGUUCCUGGCAGCAUGCGCAAGUGGUCCUCACUGAGCACAUGGCUGGGGUCGUCCAAGCUGACGUGAUUUCCUUCAACACGCUGGCUCGCGCCCAGUGGGGCUCGGCCAUUGACACCUUCGGCUCCAUGUUGUGCUCGGGUGUGCGCGCUGAUGUGAUCAGCUACAACUGCCUUCUGAUCUCAGAGGGCUGGGCUGGCGCCGUCCACCGCUUUGGGUCUCUGCAGCGGUCAUUGGUGCGCCUCAGCGCGGUGUCCUUUGGAAGUGCCAUCAAGUCCCUAGAGGACAACUGGUUCCUUGCGCUGGAUGUGAUGAGAGCCAUGAGAAGUGAAGCAGUGGACAGCAACGUCAUCGUCUACGGCUCGGCGAUUGCCUCCUGCGAGACCCGAGCCAUUUGGCGCCCAGCGCUGCAGUUGCUUCAAGGCCAUGCGCCCUCUGCCAUCAGCUUCAACAGCGGCGCCGCGGCCGCGAGGGCCGCCUGGCGCCUCAGCCUCUCGCUGCUUGCUGCGCUGGGCCUCGCCGGGCUGCGCCGCAGCGAGCAGACGAGCGGCACGCAGCUGGCGGCGCUGGGGGAGGCCGCUCUGUGGCGAAGGGCCGUCCAGCAGGGCGGUUCUGGAGUGGUUUGCUCCAGCAGCGUCAUCAGUGCCUGCGAGAACUCCUCCCAGUGGCUGCGCGCCUGUGCCCAGCUGGCUGUCAUGUCCACCCAGCAGGUGUCCCCCAACGUUCUCAGCUUCAGCAGCGCGCUCAGCGCGUGCCACUGGCGCCGGGCGCUGGAGUUCUUAGGCGCCAUGGAGCUGCGACGGGUGGCGCCCAACAAGGUGAGCUUCACUGGAGCUGUGGGGGCUUGCGAGAAAGCGGUGCGCUGAUUUUCGAAUCCAUCGGAAGAUUGUGGACCUGACGAUCCAGCGGAGGGUAGCUGCAGGAUGGGCCGACGGAUCACCUGGCGUGCACGAUGCGACUCGCGAGGAGCUCAACACGCGACACCGAGCCCGCGAGGUGAGUUGAGC
Effrenium voratum is the source of this 1442-nucleotide messenger RNA. Lineage: Eukaryota; Dinophyceae; Suessiales; Symbiodiniaceae. The record is from the annotation of a GenBank genome assembly.